AUGUACAUAUCUUUCACACUGCUCUGUCUAGCAAUUAGUUUCAUUAAAAAUUAUUCUAAACCUUGGAGUUCAAAAGAAGGAAAAAUUUGCAGCAACAGAAUGAAGACAGGACCACUUGAGCCUGGUGAAGCAUCCAACGAGGCAACCAAAGCAAAAUUGAGGAUCAGUGGGGUUGCUAUACUAGAAUUCAUACUAAGAAUCCUUGCCGCUGCAGGAACACUAGGGAGUGCUAUGGCCAUGGGGACUGCUGAAGAAACAGUUCCACUAUUCUCUCAAUCCAUCCUAUUAAAUGCCGAGUAUAAUGAUCUUCCCAUGUUCACGUUCUUUGUGAUCGCCAAUUCAGUUGCCUGUGCCUAUCUUGUGCUUUCUCUUCCCCUAUCUUUCUACCAUGUUAUCAGGAGAGCAGCCAAAAACAGCCGAAUCAUCUUGGUCAUGUUUGACACGGUGAAGAUGAUAGCAAUGCUGGCCCUGGUCACUUCUGGAGCUUCUACUGCUGCAGCCAUUGUGUAUUUAGCACACAAGGGGAACGCUGAUGCCAAUUGCAUUUGUGCUGAUACUGAUAAUCAUUUCAUCAGCCAUUGCUAUCUCCCAAUGCUGAAAUUCCACUCAACAGUGAGGAGUGCAUCUUUGGGUUUCUUUAGAACAUUGCCUACUUUUCAAACUAGUUUGCAAAAAUCUAUAAAUUUCAGAUCAGAUCAUAAGAAAUAG
Durio zibethinus is the source of this 708-nucleotide messenger RNA. The record is from RefSeq and is a predicted model, not a curated record. Lineage: Eukaryota; Viridiplantae; Streptophyta; Magnoliopsida; Malvales; Malvaceae.